This is a messenger RNA of Nylanderia fulva, 1063 nucleotides long. The record is from RefSeq and is a predicted model, not a curated record. Lineage: Eukaryota; Metazoa; Arthropoda; Insecta; Hymenoptera; Formicidae.
AAUUACAUUUUAGAUAAAUCAAAGCGACGCGCAUCAAGUAGUCCUACAGGAUGUACAACCCAAUCAUACUGGAAAAUAUCGUUGCGAAGUUUCUGGAGAUUCCCCUUCGUUUAACACUGUAAUGGUUCAUGGUUACAUGCACGUAGCAAGUCUGCCCGACGGCGAUCCUCAGCUGCUGGUCGAGAAAACGCGAUAUGCAGUCGGUGACACUGUACGUGGAAACUGCACUGUACCAUCGGGAAAUCCUCCGGCUAACGUGACGUGGACUGUCAAUGGGAUACCGGUAAAUUCGAGUUUUAUCAUGAACAUCACGCACAAAGUUGGCGACAAUCAACAACAAGUGACGAUUGCUGGAUUGGAUUUUGAAACGAUGCAAGAUAAUUUCAGCAACAGCAGAUUACACAUCAUUUGUCACGCUAAUGUCUUUCAUCUGUAUCAAAAAAAGGCUGAGAUAUUUCUGAAAGAAGAACGUCCAAGACUGGCAUCUGUAUUAGGAACACGAGAAUCUUCCUACACUGGUAAUGCUGCCAAAAGACCUGUAGAAUACUUUUACAUCACUGCCAUAACUACAUUAUUGCUAUGCAGCCUAAGAUAACAUCAAUGAGUCCGCAAUACAUUUUAUGCGCAUGAUUGUAUCGAAAAGGAGGAAAUAAAUCGUUUGUAAAAUUUUGAAAUUAUUAAAUGGAAUAAAAUCUGAGGAGAAAUCUUUUGUUGAAAUAAAUACCGAGCGUAUGUUAUUCGUGUAAAUAGGAUAAAUAAAAAUUUAGUGAAUUAUCUAUAUGUGUAUGCGAUCUGCCCUUCGGGCGAAUUUGUAAUCCAAUAAAUAACAUGUCAUAUUAUUAUAUAAUAGACCGACGAAUUUUACGCCAAACUAUCAACGAUUUAUUUGAAAAGACAUUAUACUGUCUUUUUUAUCCUCUGACGAUAAUUUUUUGAUACCUCCUCUGUAACAUUGUAGCCAACACAAUGUGUCCUGUCAUGUUUAUAGGUAAACACUGUUAUUGUUUAUAAAAGACAUUUUAUUUCAAUGAAAUAUGAAUAAACAAUUCAUCUUCGUUAUUUA